Molecule: messenger RNA, 2304 nt
Organism: Penicillium soppii
Lineage: Eukaryota; Fungi; Ascomycota; Eurotiomycetes; Eurotiales; Aspergillaceae
Product: RNA lariat debranching enzyme
Exons: 4
Coding region: 1-2304 (767 amino acids)
Biological process (GO): mRNA splicing, via spliceosome
Cellular component (GO): nucleus
Molecular function (GO): RNA lariat debranching enzyme activity
Source: RefSeq, a predicted model, not a curated record
AUGGCUGGUGUCCGCAUUGCUUUGGAAGGCUGCGGCCAUGGCAGUCUUCAUGAAAUUUAUGAUACUGUUAAGGUGAAGGCCGCCCAGGAGGACUGGGAGUCUGUUGAUCUCGUCAUCAUUGGAGGAGACUUUCAGGCAUUGCGAAACUCAAAUGAUGCUGCCUGCAUUUCAAUGCCCCCAAAGUAUCGCCAGAUUGGUGAUUUCCAUGAGUAUUACAGUGGCCAGCGCAUUGCUCCGUAUUUGACCUUAUUCAUCGGAGGAAAUCAUGAGGCCAGCAACCAUUUGUUCGAACUCUACUACGGCGGUUGGGUUGCACCCAACAUCUACUUCCUUGGCGCGGCCAACACUGUCCGCUUUGGCCCUCUUCGCAUCUCCGGCAUGUCUGGUAUCUGGAAGGGGUACGACUACCGCAAACCACACUUUGAGCGUCUUCCUUACAACGAAGAUGAUGUCCAGUCGAUCUAUCAUGUGCGUGAGCUCGACGUUCGCAAACUGCUUCAAAUUCGCACCCAGGUCGAUAUCGGUCUCUCUCACGAUUGGCCUCAGGGCGUCGAAAAGUUCGGUGACCACCGCACUCUCUUCAAGAAGAAGCACGGUUUCCAGCUUGAUUCCGAGAAUGGACGACUUGGUAGUGUCGCUGCUCGUGAGGUUCUGGCUCACCUUCGCCCUAGACACUGGUUCUCUGCUCACUUGCAUGUUCGAUUCACUGCUGAUGUCGCUCACGAUGCUCCCACUUCCCACGGUCCUGACUUCCGUUCUCAACACUCCCACAUGGCUUCGCAUGACAAUGGCCAGGCUCCACUCGAUAACAAACAGAGCAAACUUGGUCUCGCUGUUGGAGACGAGAAAUCUCGCCUCGCGGCUUGGCAGAAUUUUGGUCAGGUCGCCCAUCAACAAGAAAUGGCCGACCAGGCAACUUUCCUGGCUGCAUUCAAGGAGCGAGAAGCGUCUGGCGUCCGUACAGGACGAGAUAUUGUGUUCGAGGAGACACUGAAGAUCCGCAAUGGUCCAAUCCAGAAGUUCGUUCGUGGAUCCGAUGGGCAGAGAGUCCAAGCCAACCCCACCCCCGAUGAAGGCGAAACUAUUUCCAAUGCCGACAAGAUUAGCCUGGGCAGUAGUCCCCCUGGUUCACCCUCUGAAGACAAGGUCAUGCAGGAUUACUCCAGUGCAGCGGCUGGCCCCAAUGAUGUGGCCAACUCCGACAAAGUCAAUCUCGACAGCAAUUCUCCUGAGUCGCCUUCUGAAGACAAGGUCAUGAAAGAUUCCUCCCUCUCCAACACCAUCGCUGGUUCCAAUGAUGUGGUCAACUCCGAGAAACUCAGUAUCCAGAGCAGUCCUGCCAGUGCAGCCAGCGGUCGUCUCACUUCUGAUCAUGCUUCUCCGUCGAAAAUCAAAUUCUCUCAUGGUCGUGAUGAUGUUGAAAAUGAUGACAAGAUUAGUCUGGCCUCAAGCCCCAAGAGCGUCUCCAGCUUGGCUCGCCGUGAUGAUGAGAGAGACCCCUGGAAGUCUGCGUCCCACGGAUGGGGCGAUGCCACCUCUGAUGUGAAGAAACUUGAACCUGAAACCGGUGCACUGGUCGACGACGAUGACUUGCUCGAUAUGGCUGGCAACGAGCUUCCUACCAGUCUCGAACGUGCCCCUACUCCCGUCAAAGUCGACAAAAUUCUUCCGGCCCCAGAGAAGAUUGCCAACAACCUGACCAAAUUCUUGACCUUGGACAAGCCUCACAACCGCGAUGACUUCGUUGAAUUGCUUGAGAUAAUGCCUAUUUCUGAGCAGGAGGAUACGCCGCAGCGCCCAUUCCGUCUUCAGUAUGACAAGGAAUGGAUCGCCAUCACUCGCGUGUUUGCCGAUGAACUUGAGCUCGGUAAUCCAAAUGCAUCUGUCCCAGCCCACAAAGGAUACGCGCAUUAUCAGAAGCGCAUUGCUGAGGAGGAGGAAUGGGUCGAAGAACACGUCGUCAAGGCUGGCUUGCUGGACAUUCCUGAGAAUUUCGUCCUCACUGCUCCAAUCUACGAUGAGACUGUAGAAAUCACUACCACCCAACAGCCCCAGGAAUAUACCAAUCCUCAGACCGAGUAUUUCUGCACCAAGAUCGCCCAGAUUGACAACAAGUUCGACCUUACCGAUGAGGAACGCAAGGCUCGCAUGGAAGUUGGACCCCGCCCUGCCCGCCCUCGCGAUGGACGUGGACAUGGUCGCGGUGGUCGUGGUCGCGGUCGUGGUCACGGGCGUGGUGGACGUGGUGGACGCGGUGGGCGCGGUCGCGGAGGUCGUGGCGGCCACCCUGCCGGACCUUAUUGA